Heterostelium album PN500 is the source of this 948-nucleotide messenger RNA. Its product is annotated as glutathione S-transferase family protein. Gene Ontology annotation, molecular function: glutathione transferase activity. Bases 1 to 948 code for a protein of 315 amino acids. Gene Ontology annotation, cellular component: cytoplasm. NCBI's taxonomy places the organism in Eukaryota, Evosea, Eumycetozoa, Acytosteliales, Acytosteliaceae. The transcript is spliced from 2 exons. The record is from RefSeq and is a predicted model, not a curated record.
AUGGCAACCACAGAUAGCAAAUUCAUUACUAUUCCAGCGACACACAUUCAAUUCCGUCGUCCAGAGUCUGCCUUUAGAAACACCAUUUCAAAGGACGGUCCUUUCACCCCAGAGGCAGGUAGAUACCACUUGUAUAUCUCAUCGGCAUGUCCAUGGUCCGAUAGAACCGCAUUGGUUAGAAAGUUAAAGGGUUUGGAAGAUGUCAUUGGACUCUCCGUCACCGAUUGGUUCCUUGGUAGUGAAGGUUGGCAUUUCUCAGAGCGUCAGGACUGCAUUCCAGACAACAUCAACCACUUCACCCACGUGAAACAACUCUACCUUGCAACCGACCCACAAUACGCUGGUCGUAUUACCGUUCCAGUUCUCUGGGACAAGAAAACCUCGCAGGUCGUCAACAACGAAUCUUCAGAGAUCAUUCGUAUGUUCAACAGCCAAUUCCAAGACGUCUGCAAGAAUCCACAAUUGGAUCUCUGUCCAAGUGAUCUCGUCAAGGAAAUUGACGAACUCAACAGCUAUGUCUAUGAUAACGUCAACAACGGUGUCUACAAAUGUGGAUUUGCACCAUCCCAAGAAGCCUAUGAUAUGAACUUUAAGAAUUUAUUCGAAGCAUUGGACAAACUUGAAGAAAGACUAUCAAAGUCUAGAUAUCUUGUUGGUAAUAGAUUUUCAGAGGCAGAUAUCCGUUUGUUUGUUACAUUGAUUAGAUUCGAUCCAGUGUACUUUGGACACUUCAAGUGUAACAAACGUCAAAUCAAAGACUACCCAGCAUUGUGUGGAUAUGUCUGUGAUAUCUAUCAGAUGCCACCAGUAAAAUCAACCGUUAACAUCUUCCAUAUCAAACACCACUACUACGAGUCUCACAGACAAAUCAACCCAACCGGUAUCGUACCAGACGGACCACUUUUGGAUUACUUAGAGCAACCACACACUGAACGUGCCAAACUCUAA